UGUACGAACUUCCGGUUCUCCCGGCAGCUGCUGCCUGCUCUGCAGCCGCUGCUGUCUCUGCCAUCUGCUGUCCUCGGCCCUCAGCCCAGGAUUUAAUCACCAUUUCUUCGUUACCCAGCGGGCCCAUGGUCCCUCCUGGACCCAGGUUGGCGGGCCCGGCGGCUCCAGCGUGGUGAGAGUGAGGUCUGGGGACGAUGAAGGCCCUGCACUGCUGCUGCUGUCUCCGCCGCCUCCUGGCCUCCUUCUUCCUCCUGCUGCUUCUGCCAGCGCUGAGCGGGCCGCUGGCGGUGUGGUUGCAGGCGGCCGAGGCCGCACAGGGCCCCGGGCCUCCAGACCCUGKCCAGCGGACCUUGCCACCGCUGUCCCGGGGCCCCACAGCUGCCCAGCCACCGGGCCAUGCUCUGGCUGAAGCCUCAGGACCUCGAGGCACCGAAGGUGGCAAUGGCAGCAGCCCCGGGGCGGGGCUUGCAGCAGAGGAAAACGGAGGAAAGGCYGGGGAAGGCUCAGUGGGUGGCGGCCUUGCCGUGAGCCCCAACCCUGGAGACAAGCCCAUGACCCAGCGGGCCCUGACCGUGUUAAUGGUGGUGAGCGGCGCGGUGCUGGUGUACUUCGUGGUCAGGACAGUCAGGAUGAGAAGAAGAAACCGAAAAACCAGGAGAUACGGAGUUUUGGACACAAACAUAGAAAACAUGGAAUUAACACCUCUAGAACAAGAUGAUGAGGAUGAUGAUAACACCUUGUUUGAUGCUAAUCAUCCUAGAAGGUAA
This is a messenger RNA of Urocitellus parryii (Arctic ground squirrel), 767 nucleotides long. RefSeq names its product family with sequence similarity 174 member A (gene Fam174a). The record is from RefSeq and is a predicted model, not a curated record. Lineage: Eukaryota; Metazoa; Chordata; Mammalia; Rodentia; Sciuridae.